Molecule: messenger RNA, 1157 nt
Organism: Ilex paraguariensis (yerba mate)
Lineage: Eukaryota; Viridiplantae; Streptophyta; Magnoliopsida; Aquifoliales; Aquifoliaceae
Source: the annotation of a GenBank genome assembly
CCCAAUACUCGAUGGGCCUAUUUGGGCUUAGGGAGCGUGGUUGGUAAAGCAACCCAUCUUGGUCUUAUGGAGUCGUAGGUGGGCUCAAAAUCCAACCCGAUCCCUUCCCUCCUCUUUCACGACCUCCCUCUUUCUCUUUCUGGUCUGUAUAAACAAUGAACCGGAGCUGCGUCAUCGGAAACCCGUUAAAGUUAACGGCUGUCGUUGCUCAGUACCUGAAACCCCAUUUGAACGUGACCUCUCACCUUAACGUUCCUGUUUCUUGCCAUUACCCUCCGCUAAUUUCUGCUAUUAGACGUUUCUUCACCAACGACUCGGCGACCAAGAACUCGCCGCCGCACACUCAGAACUCCGAGUUGAACCGUGUGGAAACGCUGGUUGACGGCUGCGACUACGAGCACUGGCUCGUGGUCAUGGAACCCCCCGAAGGAUACCCACUUCGAGACCAAAUCGUUCACCAUUAUAUAAGGACUCUCGCUAUGGCAUUGGGCAGUGAGGAGGAAGCAACGAAAUCAAUAUACUCAGUUUCCACGAAGUACUACUAUGCAUUCGGCUGCAAAAUCCCUGAAAAUUGGACGCAUAAAAUCAAAUCACUGCCAAAUGUGAGAUGGGUUCUGCCAGACUCUUAUUUAUGUCGUCGUGAAAACGACUAUGGAGGAGAACCAUUUAUAGAUGGAGAAAUGGUUGCAUAUGAUGAGAAGUACCAUGCAGAUUGGUUACGAAAGCUGCACGAUGAUGAAUGUAAGAAGAGAACUCGUUCAAGGAAAGGCAAAAGAAAAGAAAAGAAGUAAUUAGGUGAGACGUGGUUGAACUUCCAAGCUCUUCCAGGUGAGAGAUGUUUACCUCCCAGAGGCAUAAAGACAUGAGCAACUGUAAUUAAACAAGGAUUUCAGAAAGGGAGAAGCCUAGCCUUUAAUGCAAAUGCACAUGAGCAAGUUGAUUUAAUUUGAUCACAAUUUGAUUGAAUUUACUGAUGCUUUCUAGGUGUAGAAUUUGGUGGUUUACACUGCACUAUACGAUUUGAAAGGUCAGCUAUAUGGUGUUAACUUGUAAUGCGCAUGCUUUAAAUUUGCUAAUUUGUAGGUUACUUGUCAGAAUUCUGCUUUAAUAUACUAUAUGUUCAGGCUUAAAAAUUAAAAUUUGAAUUAUAUGUGUGG